Culex pipiens pallens (northern house mosquito) is the source of this 1099-nucleotide messenger RNA. RefSeq lists its product as uncharacterized. Gene Ontology annotation, cellular component: ribonuclease MRP complex. The record is from RefSeq and is a predicted model, not a curated record. Gene Ontology annotation, biological process: tRNA 5'-leader removal. Gene Ontology annotation, molecular function: RNA binding. The transcript has 4 exons. Bases 245 to 1057 code for a protein of 270 amino acids. NCBI's taxonomy places the organism in Eukaryota, Metazoa, Arthropoda, Insecta, Diptera, Culicidae.
CUGGUGACAGCUGAUCGGCGCGUGUGAACUUUGAACACGGUGGCGGUGUUUUUGUUGACGAUAGUUUGUGAAAUCGUGAAACAGUGCGGCUAUUUUGUGAUAAUUUAGUGAAAAGUGCAUAUUUUCACGGAAAAUUCACUGAAAAAUAGUGCAGUGAAAAGCUGUGAGCACGCUGAACCGCCCAUAAGCAAAGAUUUUUACCAACAAAGUUAAACUUCUCCAGUAGUCACUUGAUGGCCACAGGAUGAUGCACUACAAAAAGGGCAAAAACGUCGAGGAGGAGCUGACGCGGGAGCAAAUUCCGCUCGAGAAUCUGCCCCAGUCGUUCCUGUGGAUGCACGUGAAGGGCGGGUCGCGUAUUUUCGGGCUGAUUGACUACGCGAAAAAGGAGCUCGAGUCGGGCCAGUACCGGGCGAUGGUGUGGAGCGGGACGGGCGGCGGAGUCGGGAAGACCAUCAGCUGUGCGGAAAUCAUGAAGAAGGACUACGAGCUGCACCAGGUCACGCGGAUUUGCUACCGGAAAGUCGAAGAGUUCUGGGACCCCCAGCAGGAGGGCCUGGAGCCGAUCGUGGCCACCCGGAACAUCCCCAGCAUCCACAUUCUGCUGUCGCUGGAAGAGCUCGACCCAAAGACGCCCGGUUAUCAGCACUCGCGGACGCGGACCACGUUCUGGAGUGAAGGAGAUCAGACGGAGGGGAAAAGUGGCCGGAAGAACUACUUCACUGGGCCGCAGCUCAAGAAGAAGCCAAACCGACACUAUGAAAACGGUGGAAAAGAUGGUGGGGGAACUGGUGCUAACGGCGGUGGUCCGGAAGGUGGUGCUGGUGGAAAUGGUGGUGGGAACAAGAAUAAAAAGAAGAACAAGGGAAAGGGUGGGAAACCGGCCGAAGGUGGACAAACGGAAGUGAAGGAGAAGAAGGAUUCCGGAGGGAAGGCAGAGAACAAGGCGAAGAAAGCUAAGAAUAACGAAAAUAAGCAAAAGGCACAAAGUUCCGGUUCUGGUGAUGCGGCACCGGUUGGGAAGGAACCGGCACCGGGAACGUCUUCGGAAUCGUGAGUAAAUUCUGUUAAGCUGAAUUAAAGUGAAUGUUUAAAAUAA